Zophobas morio is the source of this 5987-nucleotide messenger RNA. RefSeq names its product C2 domain-containing protein 5. Gene Ontology annotation, cellular component: plasma membrane. The transcript is spliced from 17 exons. Gene Ontology annotation, biological process: positive regulation of protein targeting to membrane; intracellular protein transmembrane transport; protein localization to plasma membrane. Lineage: Eukaryota; Metazoa; Arthropoda; Insecta; Coleoptera; Tenebrionidae. The record is from RefSeq and is a predicted model, not a curated record. Bases 281 to 5407 code for a protein of 1708 amino acids. Gene Ontology annotation, molecular function: calcium ion binding; calcium-dependent phospholipid binding.
UGAAGUAGUUGCGAUUUAAAUUUAGCGGCCACAUUUCUUCCCCUCACACCCCUCUCCAUGCUACAACGGUUUGACAGACCUGUCAUCCCCAACCUUCUAACCUAAGAUUCUAAAAAUAUCAGCAAAACAUUGGCAAAUAAGUGAAAUUUUUAAAAUAUGUAAAUAACGACGUCAUUAGUGAAAAUUACGAAAUCCAUUUUCUUUUAACUUGUUAUUCAAUAAAAUGCGCCCUGAACUUAACCUCAAAUUAACCUUACCGUGAGUGGACCUCGAGAAAAACAUGCCAGGGAAAGUUAAAGUGAAAAUCAUCUCGGGGAGGAACCUCCCCGUGAUGGAUAGAUCGAGUGAUACGACAGACGCAUACGUGGAAAUUAAAUUAGGGAGCACAACGUACAAAACAGAUGUUUGUCGAAAGUCUUUGCAUCCCCAUUGGAACUCAGAGUGGUACAGAUUUGAGGUUGACGAUUCAGAACUCCAAGACGAGCCUUUACAAAUUAGACUGAUGGAUCAUGACACCUAUUCGGCUAAUGAUGCAAUAGGAAAAGUGUACUUAGACUUAAAUCCGCUCCUGCUACCAGCAGCUGGUUUAUUAGUCAGAUAUGGGAGGAAUGGUGAUGGUAAUCAUGAACACUCAUCCAAUUCCGUUAUGUCUGGCUGGAUACCAGUGUAUGAUACGAUGCACGGUAUCAGAGGAGAAGUCAACGUUGUUGUUAAAGUAGAAUUGUUUUCCGAUUUUAACCGAUUUCGACAAUCAUCGUGUGGAAUACAGUUUUUCUGCUCUAAAUCAAUCCCACAUGGCUAUUUUGCUCAAACUAUACACGGUUUUGUUGAAGAACUGAUAGUUAACGACGAUCCCGAAUACCAAUGGAUCGACAAAAUUCGAACCCCCAGAGCCUCGAACGAGGCACGACAGACCCUCUUCUUCAAACUAUCAGGGGAAUUACAGCGCAAAAUCGGCGUGAAAGCCCUAGAUUUAGGCGGCAACGCAGUCAUAGGCUAUUGCCAAUGCUUUGACCUUGAAGGUGAAUCAGGAAUAGUCGCUCGAGGAAUCGGAACGGCCGUCACUCUAGUCAAACUUUUGGACACCCCGCACGUCCUCCCUGAAGCACUAAACGAAGAGCGUGCACAGAGUUACUUAAAGUUCCUAGGCUCCCAAGCUAGCUUCCACCUCAAUCCUGCUCCCGUGAGUGAGCCGAUUUUCCCGUUUACCAAAAAACGCUUCCCGUCACCUUUGUACGCACCUCUCCCCGCCCUAGAUAUAGACAACCCGCGGUAUAAACACGUGCCUAAACAUCUAUACAUGACAGAGUCAAGCCACCAGUUGAGGUCGACGAGAUCUAACCCUACCCUGUGUGAACAGAUCCACCACCCGUCCGUUAAAACCCUACUAAAGCAAGAAGAUAUGAGGGGAACCCCGGGGUACGGCUUUGGGCAAAAAUUUAAAAACUUCAAGUACUCGUCGCAGAGUAUGCUGUCUAAGAAGAUGACGGCGUUGAAAGCUAAGUUAGGUGAUUCGGGGAUCGGGGAAGAGAUUGAUCAAGAAGCUAGUUUGAGUGAAGAGAGGAAGAAACCAAACCGCAAAUAUAAGAGAACGAUUAGUGACUCAAGCGUGAUGGCUGAAGUACUGGCGAGGUCUGUAAUUCAGGCACACAAUAGCUUGACUUGUAUUUUGGAAGCUCAAGAUUCCGUGUCGUCCCAAUACGACGACGAACCACCACCGGGUUCCGUCACUCCUAAUACCGAAGAGGAGUUAGAGUCACGGCCAACUUUGUUAGAAAAGACCGUCUCUGAACCGUUACUUUCCGUUCAGGAUACUUUACUAGAGUCACACUCUUCUGUCGUAUCUUCUUCAAGUUCAGAUUCGGGAAGUUCGGAUGAUGACGAAUACGCGUCCGACUCUAAAGACAUUAACUAUGAAACUGUCAGUAACAUCGUAAAAAAUGUAGAACUCUUAGAGAAGACUAAUUCGUCUAACAGUUUGAAAGGUUACUCUAAACAAUUAUCUUUACCUGCUAUAUCGCUUGAUAAGUCUUUCGAGAACACGGAAACUAACCCGUUCAUGUUCCCUAUUCCUCCGAACGGUGAAGAUACACAAAAUGAAGAUGUAUCUGAUUGCAGCCCGCCUGCCACUGAAGACUUCCCGAACUAUUAUCUAGAACGACUAAAUGCUCCUAUUGCCAAGAUCGAAACUGACGAAGAAUCAGACGGCAGAGACUCUUUAAACGAACACAAUAUAGAAAUGGAGGUGGAUAUUUCGCCUUCAGCUGAACCUAAACGCAAGACUAUAAUCCCACCGAUUAAAAUCGGUGGAGAUUUUAAAUCCAAAGGUCUUUUCAAAACAGCCAUGCAAACAAUACUCUUGGAAAAAGUGGGCAUCAUGGGAACGUACACUCCUCCGAUGUCCCCUUCGUCCGCAACCACCAAAUCAAGCAUCGGUUCACCUACGUCCUCACUCAGUUCUAUUCAAAGUCCGAAUUAUGAUAAGUUACCACGGUCGUCUACCGCUAUAUCUUUAGAUAAUAUGGGUCGCAGACACGAAACCGUCCUCGGCGCUCCUUUCACCUCAAUGUGUAGUAUCCGACGCCAAUCUAAUCCUUGCAUAUAUAGCAUUUCUGACAGCGCGUUGAAUAAGUCGCAACCUCUUACCGCGUCAGGUAAAGAUAGUAUCAACAGAAACAAAAUCAGUUUCAUUAAUUUGUUGACGCGUGGCCAAAGCUACUCCGGAGAGAGCAAAGCGAGCCCGACCGAGCAACCCGAGAAACGCAAAUUUCAGUUCUUGCGUUUAGCUAGAUACAAGUCACAUGAUCCUCAGUCUAGCUUGAAGAAAGCAAAGAGUGAUGACCUGCUCAAGAAAACCUUUUCUUUUUUGUCUAGGCCUAAGCGCGAAGAGCGUGACCCUCUGAAAAAACACGGUCUAGUGGGUACCGCUUUAGGAAACGUGGUGAUGGAGACGGUGCAAGAUAUUUUAGCUACGACUAAAUCCGAAAAAGGAGAGGUGACGCAACAAGAAACACCAUCUCCCGUUUUCCCAUCCUCUUCAAUAUUAACGUGUACUAAUAAUGAUAAUAUUCCCGAUGUAUCUGAUACGGCCUCUGUACCUAUCAAUACAGAAAUUGAUCGAGGCACUAGCGUUAGCGAUAAUAAUAUGCAUGCGAGCUUACCCCCUUCUCUUAGGAAUAAUAGUUCACCAGUUCCGGAACACGUACCUGAACAAGGUCAUCACCGAGCCGAGUCGAUUGGGACUAAAAUGAUACAAUCGCCCGCUAAAUUGAACAGCGUACCUUGCAUCUACCGACGAUCAUCAGAUUCUGAUUUAAGCAUAACCCCAAAAGGAUUCUUUAGGAAAACAAAAAGCCAAUACGUGGGGUUUUCUGUAGGGAAUAGUCUGACGGGAAGUGACCGUUCAGCAGCUGGAGGAAUCAACGGACAUAUUAAAAGCAAUCUGUUGAGGGCAACCGUACCUCAAGAAAAUUUCGAUAUGUUUGAGUACCCAUUUCUGACUAUGUCGAAGUACCCGUCGGGGUUCAUCACACAAAUAGGAGGAGCAGUGAGUGCUAGAUCUGUCAAACUACUGGAACGAAUAUCAAAUCUUGAAGAACCCGAAUCGCGUGACACGUGGUGGUCCGAAAUCCGUAUGGAGAUCCGCUCGCACGCUCGCGCUCUCAACUGUAACGCAGUCCUGGGCUAUGCAGAAACCACAAGCAUAUGUGAGGACGUUUGCGUUUUGAGUGCGAGCGGUACCGCAGCAGUCAUAGGCUUUCAACACGCCAAUGAAGUGGGCGAUGGUAUUGGAAGCCUACCCACCAUCCCCAAACACAGCAAAGAUAUUCUAAGCUCGUCUCUAGAACAAGAACGAACCCAAAAGUCACAAGAAACUAAGGUUAAGACUUUGCCCGAAAGCCCGGAUCACGAAACUGUACCCCAUUCUACCUCUUCUUGCUCAAUUUGUCAUUUGCCCUAUAAUACCAAUAAUGUUCCGAUUAGGGCAACUGUAUUAAAGUGUAGUUCUUGUCGGUCGGGGAAAGUACCAGAUGUGUUGAUCACAACAAUCGAGACCCCAGAUGGCGCCCCCACCGUCGGGAGGGGUUGUUUUAUACAAUCGUUUGUUUGUAGACCCCUCAAAGACCUGCGUGGUGAAUCCAAUGCGAAGGAAAUUUCUGACGGCUUGCCCUUCCUGGAGUACGAAUUGCACCGGCUACUCAUAAAUAAGUUAAAAAUAAAGGGCAUGAACGCGAUUUUUGGUUUGAAGAUCCGCAUUUCGAUUGGCGAGAAGAUGCUAGUGGGGAUUGCGUCAGGAACUGCAGUUUUCCUAACCCCAUUACCAACUCCGGUACUACCGAAGCUGGUAUCGGAUCGUUCUUCUGACGAGAAGAAGUUGGCAGAUUUGCAGAAGGUUUUAAACGAGACUGUGAGGAAAAAUCGGGAGAUUUAUCAGUUGAAGAAUGAUGACUGUCAGAACGGUCGAGUUUUGUCAGAUGAUGACUCAGAAGAGGAGCAGACGUCUAUAGACUUAUCAAUGGGCAAUAAAGAUUGUUGCGUCCUUGAAGUCGACGAUCCCGAGGACGCCGAUGUUGUUGAAAUGUUAAUGGAAGAACGUCCACCGGAAGGCUUCCAUGUUGUUAAUACCGAAUUCGUUCCUGGUUUAGAAGAAUUAGAAAUCGUUAAAAAUUUACAAAUGUUUACGCAAAUAUACCGAGCGAAGUUUCAGCCACCUUAUAAUUUUGACGGAAAUUUCCGUAGGUUGUUACGGAGUGUUUAUUUUAAGUUGCGAAGGAUGGUACCAUGUGCACUGUGUGAUUUACAAUUCAGGGUGGAUCUCCCGGAAACUGACGAAAUACAGUUAUGCGUGUUAGGGAUGGCGUUAGGACUAGGGGAUCCUCAAAAGAUGAAGUUUAAACGAAAAAAUACAGUAACGAAGCGAUACGAUGACGAUCUAAUUUUUAAUUUGGAAGAAGAUCAAAUACCGGAAAAUAGUGUUACCCAAACGACUCAUUUAAAUACUCAUUCGGUUAGGUCAAGGCAAAAAUCUCCGUCGAGAAAUAGAAUACAAACUGUGAAGCAAAGACAUAUGCCUCAUCGAGAACGACACGGGGUGGACAUUACGCCUCUGUCGUACGUACCUGGAGGAAAAAUUGAACAUUAUUUAGGAAAUCUAAAUUUCUUUUUUAUUAGAGAAACCACUUCCAUUCGAGAGGAGGGUGGUUUAAGUGGUUUCAUUCAUAGUUUUGUAACAGAAGUCCUAGCAAUUGUUCGAGCACAUGUUACUGCCCUAGGGGGAAAUGCGAUGGUUGCAUACUUUAUGACAGAGUGCGUUUUGAACCACAGUCUUCACAAAAAUCAAGGACAAUGCCUUAUCAACGUAGGAGGAGACGUGGUUUUCGUUUCAUAUUUUAAGGAAGACCCAUAAGACCUCUUGUUAUUCUAUUUUUGAAGCGUGAUUAAUGUACUUAACAAUAUCUAAUAAAAACACGGUACCUAUUGAAUUAAUUGGGGCAUUUUUCGUGGUUUGCCAAGUUUAUGUGACGUAAAUUUUCAUUGCCGCCCAAGUUCAGAUUAAUUUAGACGGAGGGUCACAUAGUUGGGUUAAUUGUUCAAAUUUAGAUUACGCGAAUAUAGUUUUUUACCUUGCGGACAGUUCACGUCAGUUGUUGUGACUUUGCCAACGAAAUUAACGAGACAUGCCUCAAUAUCCCCCUUUCGGCUCAACUUAAGUCACUGCGCUUUGUUAUGUAGUUAGGUUUUUGUAUUUCCUGUUACCUUGGAAUGGCUGUUUGCCAUUUUUUGCCUUUAAUUUGAGAUAUUUAUUUUGUGAUGCGUGGAAUUGUGAUUGAUGCUCGGAGGUUGUAAAGAUGAUUUGUUACUGUCAAAACAGCUCGAUUUAAUGAUCGCAGUUCCACUGCAAAUAUUGUCUCCGAACAUGACAAAUAGAAACUGAUUGUUUGAUUGUAUUAUUUUGGAGAUUGUUAAAUAAAAGUCGUAAUAUCGAA